UUCCUUUGUAUUUUCGCGUCACUUUGAAGUGCUAUUUAAAUCUUGCUGAAGUUGUUCGAGUCUUGCGUGAUGACGUCAUCUUGCGUGAGGUCUACGUCAUCUCUCUGGUCGCCGCUGAAGGACUGGCGAAGCUGUUGACAGAUCCCGCCAUGGCUCUAAGACGCGUGUGUGGCCUUCUGGCCAGACCUCAGAGAUGUGCCAUCAUGUCGCUGUGCAGAGCUCGAGGAAGCGCCGCCCCAGCCAGCCAAGUGGCAGAGGAGGCUGUGAAGAAGGCAAAAGCACCCAAAGUUCAGUUUAACUGGCGCGAUGCUCUGGAGCUGGAGGGUCAGCUGACGGAGGAGGAGAUCAUGAUCCGGGAUUCCUUCAGAACGUACUGCCAAGAAAAACUAAUGCCUCGUAUAGUUCUGGCAAACAGGAAUGAAGUGUUCCACAGAGAGAUCGUGUCUGAGAUGGGAGAGAUGGGCGUCCUCGGCCCCACGAUCAAAGGCUACGGCUGUGCCGGCACCAGCUACGUGGCCUACGGUUUGAUCGCCAGGGAGGUGGAGAGGGUGGACAGCGGCUACCGCUCCGUCAUGAGUGUGCAGUCCUCGCUGGUCAUGCAUCCCAUCUACGCCUACGGCACCGAGGAGCAGAAGCAGAAGUACCUGCCAAGACUGGCUCGUGGAGAGAUCCUAGGAUGCUUCGGGCUGACGGAGCCGAACCACGGCAGCGACCCGGCCGGCAUGGAAACUAGAGCCAAGUACAACCCGUCCAGCCGGACCUACAGUAUCACCGGCUCCAAGACUUGGAUCACCAACGCGCCAGUGGCUGACGUGGCAGUGGUCUGGGCCAAAUGUGAGGACGGUAAAGUGCGCGGCUUCAUCCUGGAGCGUGGGAUGAAGGGGCUGUCCACGCCCAAGAUCGAGGGGAAGUUUUCCCUGAGAGCCUCGGCCACCGGGAUGUUGGUCAUGGAUGAGGUGGAGGUUCCUGAGGAGAACCUGCUGCCGCACGCGUCUGGCCUGGGGGGUCCGUUCGGAUGCCUGAACAACGCCCGCUAUGGGAUUGCCUGGGGAGCGCUGGGGGCUGCCGAGUUCUGCUUCCACGCCGCUCGCCAGUACACGCUGGACAGGAUCCAGUUCGGCGUGCCUCUGGCCAGGAACCAGCUGAUGCAGAAGAAGAUGGCCGACAUGCUGACCGAGAUCACCAUCGGCCUGCAGUCCUGUCUCCAGCUGGGGCGCCUCAUCGAUGCCAAAAAAGCCGCCCCGGAGAUGAUCUCCCUGCUGAAGAGGAACAGUUGCGGCAAAGCGCUGGACAUCGCGCGGCAGGCCAGAGACAUGCUGGGAGGCAACGGCAUCGCCGACGAGUACCACAUCAUCCGCCACGUCAUGAACCUGGAGUCGGUCAACACGUACGAAGGGACUCACGACAUCCACGCCCUGAUCCUGGGCCGGGCCAUCACCGGACUGCAGUCCUUCACCGUGGACAAGUAGAGCCGGCACCAGCCUGACAGACAGGAGAAGAGACGGACAGGGUUUGCUGAAUAUAUAGUAGAAUAUUGAACUAGUCCAACUAGGAAGAGAUCUAUUUUUGUAUGACCACACACUGCUGAGUUAUGAUCAUCUCCACACUGACGGUUUGUUACCACGUGUGUGACGGACAACUGAAGCACUUUAUCAGCUCGGUCAUCAUGACGUCAUCAGAGCGUUUCAUUAUUAAACUAAAAUUCCAUCAGUGUCCUCAUGGUCUCCACCGUCCGGUCCUUCAAAUUACAAGCAGUUGCAUAACAGCAGAGGGUUUGGUCCUCCAGGAGGAUUAGAUGGAUGUACACGCAACAACCCAACGGAUGGAUGAUGCAGAGGCAUCUGCACACUCACAGUGUUUGGGAUUCAUCGUGGUUAGUUCAUGAUUUGGAAUUGACUCUUAAUAAUCCUGAGCGGACGUGUUAGAACUGGCUCCUCAGUUUUUCAUGAACUCAUUUUUAAUUUCCAUCUUUAACGACGGAAUAUUCUCACUGGACACAAGAGGGCGCUCGCCGCACACAAGCCUGAUCCGACAAUCGCCAAAAUCGCUUGUGGAAUGUAUUUUAGCAUUUUUUUUACUGUAUGCAAUCAUUUUAGGCUGUUAGUAGCUUUUCCAUACGUUUUUAAAUAAAAGAUGGAAGUUUCUUUUUUUGUAAUAAAGGUCGUCCAGUCACACAA
This is a messenger RNA of Synchiropus splendidus (mandarinfish), 2177 nucleotides long. It is a transcript of the gene gcdhb, whose product is annotated as glutaryl-CoA dehydrogenase b. Gene Ontology annotation, biological process: fatty-acyl-CoA biosynthetic process; fatty acid beta-oxidation using acyl-CoA dehydrogenase. The transcript has 12 exons. The record is from RefSeq and is a predicted model, not a curated record. Gene Ontology annotation, cellular component: mitochondrial inner membrane. Gene Ontology annotation, molecular function: flavin adenine dinucleotide binding; fatty-acyl-CoA binding; glutaryl-CoA dehydrogenase activity. Bases 150 to 1469 code for a protein of 439 amino acids. Lineage: Eukaryota; Metazoa; Chordata; Actinopteri; Syngnathiformes; Callionymidae.